AUGUCCGGGGGCUGGGGCCGGGACGUGAUCGAUUACGGGGGCGGGCCCGGGGUGUCCGGCGGCGGCGGCGGCGGGCGCGGGGGAGGCAGCGCCGGGGCCGACGGGCGCAUCUACGUGGGCAACCUGCCCCCCGACGUGCGCGAGAAGGACCUGGAGGAGCUCUUCUACAAGUACGGCCGCAUCCGCGACAUCGAGCUGAAGAGCAAGCGCGGCCUGGUGCCCUUCGCCUUCGUGCGCUUCGAGGACCCGCGAGAUGCAGAAGAUGCCAUUUAUGGAAGGAAUGGUUAUGAUUACGGCGAGUGUCGUCUGCGUGUUGAGUUUCCCAAACCUUCCAGAGGUCGGGGUGGAGGCUUUGGUGGGGGGCCUCGUGGGAGGAAUGGCCCUCCCUCACGACGAUCUGAAUUCCGAGUCCUUGUUUCAGGGCUUCCUCCAUCAGGCAGCUGGCAGGACCUGAAGGAUCAUAUGCGUGAAGCUGGUGAUGUAUGUUAUGCAGAUGUUCAGAAAGAUGGAAUGGGGGUGGUUGAGUUUCUUCGCAAAGAAGAUAUGGAAUACGCACUGCGUAAACUGGAUGACACCAAAUUCCGAUCUCAUGAGGGUGAAACAGCCUAUAUCAGAGUUUGUCCCGAAAGAAGCAUCAGCUACGGCUACUCGCGCUCCCGUUCUGGUUCAAGGAGUCGCGAUUCUCCUCCAUACCAAAGCAGGGGAUCACCGCGCUAUUCUUCGCCCUUUAGGCCAUUCUGAUCGCACCCAAUAGGGACUCGUGACAAUGUGAACUGAGCUUGUCAUUUCUGCUCAAAGAGUUUACAUUCCAAAAUGGAUGGAUAUAGUCUUUUCGUAGGAAACCUUUUGGUUUUGGUUUUUCUUUCUAUUCAAUAAAAUCUUUUUUUUUUUUUAUGACAACUGUUUUUACUAGGGAAGUUUGGUAAUGAAGUAUUAUGAACCAUUGCCACUUAAAAUGCGUUUUAUUUGAAAAAUGUAAGUUGUUUUUGUUUUCCUUCUCAGCGAAGGGACUCAUACAUGUGAAUAGUUUUGUCUGCUGGAUGGGCUUCAAAACAGCAGAGCGAGGACUGUUGGUGGUGUUUUGAAAUAUCUUCCAGUGUUUCUGUAACUCAUAAGUGGGUGGCUGUCUUUUUGCGCAGUCAGGGUAGAAAGUGAAGAUAAAACAGCUGACCCUGGUUUUAAAGUUACUUCCUUAUUGCGUUAAAGAAGCUUUUAAAAAGUUUUUGCUCUCUGCAGGUGUCAUGCUGGAAACAUCAAAGAGAUGUUUAAGCUGUUCUACUGUAACGCCAGUGCAAUUACUUUUACUGGUUGUUUUAAUAUGUAGUUUCACAAAUAGCAUCCGGAAAUUUUUUUAUCAAGCCUGGAAGGGUUGAGAGAGCAGGUUUAAUACAAUUUAAUGACUUAAAAGCAGAAGCUAAAAAUUUGGGAAAUGUACUGAGGAGGGAGUGUUCCGUGCUUCUCACUAAUUGCAAAAUAUGUCCAAUUUAAGCAUUUCUUGGAAGUUUUAUGGAAGUCCCAUCGUUAAUUUGAUCCAUAAAAUAAAAUGGAUUUCAGUGGUUUUGUGCUUAGUUAAUUUGUAAAAUGAGAUGUUUUAUUUGAAUUCCGUGUCCGUAACUGUCAACAUAUUAAGAGCUUAUAAGGAAAGAUUUGUUUUAGCCAGCUUGCUAGUUUAGGGGAAAUGCUGCCCAUCUAGGCUUUGAGAAUCAUAUUUUGAGAUUUUGCUCACAUGAAUGGCUGCAAAGAUCUAGUCCCAGGUCUUCUAUUGAAUUAAUACCUUACUGCAUCAUAUUAAUAGCUGCAGUCAUAUGAACAGUGGGAGAAUAAAUGGGAGAAUAAAACUAAUACCAUUUUGGUAUAAAAUGGAUUAAGCUGCUUGUGUUGUAUAUGCAAUACAAUUUAUGUACAAUAAUAAAAUAAUUAUGUAGCAACA
This is a messenger RNA of Protobothrops mucrosquamatus (brown spotted pit viper), 1930 nucleotides long. RefSeq names its product serine and arginine rich splicing factor 9 (gene SRSF9). Gene Ontology annotation, molecular function: mRNA binding. Gene Ontology annotation, cellular component: ribonucleoprotein complex; nucleus; cytoplasm. NCBI's taxonomy places the organism in Eukaryota, Metazoa, Chordata, Lepidosauria, Squamata, Viperidae. The coding region runs from base 1 to 741 and encodes 246 amino acids. The transcript is spliced from 4 exons. The record is from RefSeq and is a predicted model, not a curated record.